Onychostoma macrolepis is the source of this 2032-nucleotide messenger RNA. RefSeq lists its product as uncharacterized. The record is from RefSeq and is a predicted model, not a curated record. Lineage: Eukaryota; Metazoa; Chordata; Actinopteri; Cypriniformes; Cyprinidae. The transcript has 2 exons. Bases 1217 to 1774 code for a protein of 185 amino acids.
GUUUUAUUUCAGUUGAUUUCAUUUAAGGCUGUGGCUGUAUGUCAGUUGUAGUUUUGUUUCUUGUUCUUUCCUUCAGUGAUUGUGUUUGUUAACAGCAGGUGUUCAUCAGUGUCUGAAUUCACUCAUAUGUUCUCAAUCACUCUGUCUAGUGGACUAUAUAGUGCAGUAAUGUAGGACUAGUGAUGAGGGUGUAGGGAGUGGUUUCAGACACAGUCUAUGAAUGUCGACACUGAGGCUACUUUCUCGAAAACAAAGGUUAGAUCUAUUACAGUUAUUCACUGUAUAUAGUAAGGAAACUUACUCUUAAUCAUUUAACAGGUUAUUACUGUGGUAUUUUGCAGUUUUUUACUGUUAAAAUCACAAUCAUUUUUUACAGUGUAUGAGCUGUAACCACUGCAAGCAAAGUAAACAGGAAGAGUUUGUCCGAACUCAAAUGGUUUUGCAAAAGAACGCAAAAGUUUUGCGAGAGAACACGAAACAUUUGAAAAUAAUUUUUUCCUCCCACCUUGAAUUUUUUCCACUCACCCCGAUUUUUUCCCACCACAAUAUCCUUUAAAGGGCUCCGUAAAAUACACCUAAAGCCUACCUGAAAAUAAAACACUGUUUAUUUUAUUUGUAUAUUAUGUGUAUUUGUAAUGUGUAUCUUUGCUCUCAUUUUUUAAUAACAAAGAUAAUAUAAUGAUAACGAUUUUUAUCUUCUCCCACUUCGGCCUAAAUAUCUGCCAUACUUUGUUAUAUUUUGUUACCUUGAAAGGCCUUGUCUGUAUAAUAGGGAAAUUAGUUUGGCUGUAAUGCUCAGAUAACUUGCAAAAUAGAAAAACCAACAUGACAAAGAAUCGUGAUAAAAUCGUGAAUUGUCUGCGUGUGUUGUGUAGCACACAGCUUGUUUUUUAUCGGCUGCAUGCUUACAUGUUGUCAUGUUUUGUGUUUUGUGGCUUUUGUCUUAGUUUUCUGUGUGCUAUGUGCUCUCAUGUCAAUUGUCUUGACCCCACCCAUCUUGUUUCCUAAUUAUUGGUUAAUUUGCCCCACCUGUUUUCCUCAUUACCCUCCUAAUUUGCUCCCUUUAUAAUCUCCUUGUGUUUGCAGUUCUGUGCCAGUUUGUCAUCAAUGUUUGUUGAUGUUACCUUGGUUGUGGUGAAUGUUUCAUGUUCCUGCCCUGCCAAGCCUUGUUUCUCCUAUGGGGUAGUUUUAGUUUGUUUAUUUAUUACUAAUAAAAAUGGACUUUGUCUGUGUCUUCCUUAUUGCGUUGGUCAAUCUGGACUACAAUGAGGCUGAUGUUAAGGAGGUCUUCAAUAUCUGCCUCGAUCAGUCUCUCAGCCUGUGGGAGAUAGAGAAGCUGGGGAAUCUUGGCUUUUGGGACUUCAUCUAUCACGUCUACCAUUGUGGAGAGCCGGAGCUCCCACCCCAAGCGAAGUCCCACUCCACUGACUGUCCCCCCAUCCCACCUGCAGUCAGUGGAAGCCCCAGCCCUCCAAUGACCCAGAAACGAAGAAGGAAGAAUGGGCCUGCUGCAGCUCCCCCAGAGGCAGCCAAAGACGCUGCAGCUGCGCCCCCAGUGGAGGCCGACUAUGCCGCUGUGGCCCCAGAGGCGGCUAAAGACACUGCACAGACCACAGAGGCUGUUAUGCCACUGCCUCACUCUCGUCAGAAGAGGAAGGCUUCCUCCGUCCCACAAGGCCUGGAGGCCAUCCAGGAGCCCACUGCCAGCCCAGGGGCCGUCCCGGAGCUGCCCUUGGUUCCUGCCCUGCCGGCGCGCCCAAGCUCCUUUCUCUGAUGCCGGCACCGCCCAUGCUGCCUGCCACGCUGCUGGCUCCGCCCUAGCCUCCUGCCAGGACUCCUGACACGCUAGAGCCCGCCUGGUCUGUUACGCCUCCCUGGUUUGACCCUCCGGCUCCGCCCUGGCCCCCUGCCAGGACUCCUGGACUGCCUGAGCCUCCCUGGCUCAACCCUCCCGCCCCUCCCUGGCCCCCAUGGCUGUCAAAGUCAAGAAAAGACAGUCAAAGUACAGUUGAAAGUGCAGGAUAGACCAGCU